UUACAAUAUUCCAAAGGGGCAAGUAAUGCAUUCAAGUUAAACCCCAAUUGCUAUGUUCGGAACUAUCUCCUCACAAAGCAGCAUUCAUCGGAUCUCGAGAUAGAGUAUCCAAUCGAAGCCAUAACAGCAUAGUCCAAGCAGCCAGAGUCGGUGACAUCCGCCACAGUCCCAAGCCGCUUAGCAAAUCAAGCAAACCCCCGAACGCAGUCCAAAGUCCAAUUGGGCCCCGAGUGAGGGAGUCCGGCCGAGCUCAUGAGGCCAUAGUCCGAGCAGCCAAAGUCAGCGACUUCCCGCGCAGGCAUCCCGGAGCCGCUCAACCCAAGUAGACAGUCGACAAAAACCAGAAAUCAAUCUAAAAGAUAUUGGAAUAAACAUGCUUCCAAAGCCCCAUCCUGUCCGUAAAGUCUCGACCAGUCCGAUAUCCGAGACAGAUUCGCCCUAUGAGCUCCAAGCUGUCAAUGCAUCCGAAUCGUUAGGUCGUAAGUCCGUGAAACUAAUUCCCAUCGUCAUAGUCGAGGCCGGUCAUGAAGUCGUGAUCAUAUUCGUGAUCAUAAUAGUGAAUCUGAGCCGCAUCCAUAAUCGAAAUUGUAGUCGUUAGUCCGAGUCAAUAGUGCA
This is a messenger RNA of Mytilinidion resinicola, 615 nucleotides long. RefSeq lists its product as uncharacterized. The transcript has a single exon. Lineage: Eukaryota; Fungi; Ascomycota; Dothideomycetes; Mytilinidiales; Mytilinidiaceae. Bases 374 to 598 code for a protein of 74 amino acids. The record is from RefSeq and is a predicted model, not a curated record.